AACACAAGAGGGCACGGUAAGAAGUCGCUUGCUUUGAUAGGUGACGCGCUUUUGCGCCUUAUUUUGGUAGACGAUUCAGUGAGUGUAGGGCCAGGCGAAUGUCAGCGUAUAUGUUCCGUAGAGGCCUCAAACAAAGCCGUGCUCCAAUUACAGAGUGGACAGAAACUCGUGCACCUGAUCGAAACAUCGCCGUGCCAGAAAGGAUGGGUUUCACCAGUCACUGGUGCGUCCACGAUGGAGGCACUCCUCGGCGCGUUAUGGAUUAUUCGGACCGCAAUAUUGAGAAGGUUUGUCAUAUUGUACACAACAUAG
This is a messenger RNA of Emericellopsis atlantica, 312 nucleotides long. RefSeq lists its product as uncharacterized. The annotation marks the transcript as partial. The transcript is spliced from 2 exons. Gene Ontology annotation, biological process: RNA processing. Gene Ontology annotation, molecular function: ribonuclease III activity. The record is from RefSeq and is a predicted model, not a curated record. NCBI's taxonomy places the organism in Eukaryota, Fungi, Ascomycota, Sordariomycetes, Hypocreales, Bionectriaceae.